AUGUUGCAUACCCUUUGUCGCCUAUCCGGUCCGGAAGCAUCUUUGCGCUCCUCUGUUUUUCGAAGUACCAGAGAUGCUCUGAUAGGCGAGAAAAUGGAUGAACGAGAGCAACCAAGAGAAGGAAAACAGUAUACAGACAAAUAUCUUUGCCUUAAAAUGCUCCCCAGUAGAGAAGAUCCAGGAGUUCUUUCUAAAGAUAGGAAAUCUAAAAGAGCUAAGGAGGAUCUAAAGAAGGCAAUAUGCAAAAAUGAGUCACGGGAACCAAGUAUAUUCAAUAAAAGUAAGGAUAAGUGGGAGGAGGAAAAUUCGACUAAAUCAAUUGGUAUCGCAUAUCUAAAAGAGGAAGCUGAAAAUAAAAUGAAUGAAAGACAAAUUAUGGCAAAAUGUCUCAAUACCACCAAAGAAGGUCGAGUGACAUGCAUCAUUGAUGCCUGGGAAGAAAACUCUCCAAAAACGACACUAGCCGCUGGUAAUCAACUAGAGACAAUUGAUGAGGUGAAAACUAAAGCCCAUAUAAUUGGCCAGGGGCACCAAAACAUCAAGCUUCCUUGGUCUGCCAAGAUAACGAACAUGGCCAGAAUUGCGCAUGAUGAUAUCAUCAAUGACCAUAUAGUGACUGGAGAUCCGGUCGAUCUUGGAACUGGACCCCCUUAUUUUGUGUCAACUAUCCCAUCAGAUCACUCGGAUAAGGUUGGAUGUGAAAAUUUGCCCAAUAACAUUGGCCAAUGGGUGAGUCAUUGGUAUUUUGUACAAUUAUGA
Protopolystoma xenopodis is the source of this 759-nucleotide messenger RNA. The record is from the annotation of a GenBank genome assembly. NCBI's taxonomy places the organism in Eukaryota, Metazoa, Platyhelminthes, Monogenea, Polystomatidea, Polystomatidae.